AUGAGUGAAUUUGAACUACAUGAUAUUGUCACUGCACUUUUAAGUACAUUAGGGGGUAAAGUCACUCCGAACAAGUUAGUAGAAUAUCUACAAGAAAGACAAUCUAGAAAUACUGCAGGAUGCUCAAUCAUUAUUCAGAAACAUUUAACUCGGCUUUCUCAAGAUAUUUCUGAUCCAGAUACAUUUUUAGCCAAAUACAAUGAUCUCAAGGAUAAAAAUGUUGACUCUUUGAAUUCCUAUGUGGAAUUGCUGGAUUUGAUUUCUCAAGAUCACAGCUUGAAGGACUUCAUUCUAAGGAGUACCAAGCCGACAUCUUGUUCAAAGGCAGAGCUCACGAAAGAUGAUUUGCCUCAGAGGCGCCCGAGCAUGUCCUGGGACUUCUCCGUCCACAACAUCUGCCAGCCCAUCCCCACAGUGCCAGAAAUCUCCCAGGAGAACGUCCUCAUCGAGGAUCUGCUCAAUGUGUUGAUCGGCUUGCCUGGCAACUACAUCGAGCCAGACGAGCUCAAGGACGUUUACGGACCGAGGACGUUUUCGAUCAAUGAGAACGUUCCGCUGUCGCUCAGGGAGUUGGUGAGGCAGAUCCUGCCUCUCGCCAAUCACUAUUCGAUCAUCCAGAGGUUCGUGGAGGAGAAGAUGAGGUUCGAGUUCGGGCAGCUGGAAAGUGAGUUCAAGUCCGGAAAUCUCACAUUACAAAAACUAUGGUUUUUUGUUCAACGCAACAUGCAAAGUUUGGGAAUAGCAGCUAAUAUUGCUUCAUCAAUAAGUAAGGUGAGUUGA
Messenger RNA from Phaedon cochleariae (mustard beetle), 780 nucleotides. The record is from the annotation of a GenBank genome assembly. NCBI's taxonomy places the organism in Eukaryota, Metazoa, Arthropoda, Insecta, Coleoptera, Chrysomelidae.